AUGAUGACCAAGCCAUUUGGGAAGAGCGGGGACAUGAGCGAGCUGGUGAGCUCCCUCGGCUGGCUGGAGGAGGAGGAGGAGGAGGACGGCAGCUCUCAGGACGGAGAGGAGAGGGGGCACCACGGCCUGACUGUGGGGGGCCGCGUCCGCUCCUGCACAGAACUGGGCAGCGAGGACAUGGAGGAAGAAGAGGAGGAGGAGGAUGAGGAGGGGAUUGGACCAAAUGGAGAAAACGCUCCCAAGAGGAGGGGCCCUAAGAAGAAGAAGAUGACCAAAGCUAGACAGGAGAGGUUUCGUGCCCGGCGAGUCAAGGCCAACGCCAGAGAACGGUCACGUAUGCACGGGCUGAAUGAUGCCCUGGAUAAUCUGCGCAGAGUGAUGCCCUGCUACUCCAAGACACAGAAGCUGUCAAAGAUUGAGACUCUACGGCUGGCACGCAACUACAUCUGGGCUCUGUCGGAGGUGCUCGAGAGCGGCCAGUCCCCGGAGAGCCAUGGCUUCGUGGAGAUGCUCUGUAAAGGUCUGUCUCAGCCCACCAGUAACCUUGUUGCCGGCUGCUUGCAACUGGGACCCAGUCCGAUGAUGCUCAACAAGCUGGAGGACAAGUGUGGAGGCCCAGGGGUCGGUGGCAUGGGGGGUCAGGCUUGCCAUCCCCUCAGCUACCCAUCUCCAGGCCUUCCCAGCCCCCCGUACGGCUCCCUGGAGGCUUCCCACCUCCUCCAUAUGAAGGGAUUCAAGGGGCCUGUAUAUGACAACCCCUCCCCUAACGAGUGCAGCAGUGGCACCCCACCGUACGACGGGCCCCUCACUCCCCCUCUGAGCAUCAGUGGCAACUUUGCCCUGAAGCAAGAGCCUUCUCCCCACGAGUCCGAGAGGAACCACACGCCCCACGCCGGCCACCAUGCCCACUACCUCUCGUCCCACCAUUACCCCACUUCCACGACUGCCGGCCUACCAGGGGGGCCUCAGGGUCACCCACUUUUUCAGGCUUCACGCUAUGAGCUGCCCCUGGAUAUGGCCUUUGACUCCUUCGCUCCCUCUCACCUGAUCACGUCUCAGAUGGGCGCCAUCUGA
Chelmon rostratus (copperband butterflyfish) is the source of this 1074-nucleotide messenger RNA. RefSeq names its product neuronal differentiation 4 (gene neurod4). The record is from RefSeq and is a predicted model, not a curated record. Bases 1 to 1074 code for a protein of 357 amino acids. Lineage: Eukaryota; Metazoa; Chordata; Actinopteri; Chaetodontiformes; Chaetodontidae. Gene Ontology annotation, molecular function: protein dimerization activity. The transcript has a single exon.